CCUGGUGUGGAAAAACUGUGGAAUGUGGUGGGAAUGUCGGCGCUCCGCCCGCCCGGGCUGCGAAGAAACACACACCCAACGUGCACUCCUUACUUUGUUAUUACCUCGCGCUGUUUAAAAGACAUAAAUUGCAGUCUGUGGUCAGUUUAUUACACAGGUCUGAUCAAAGGUUCGAUGUGUGAUGAAAAUACGCGGAUCGGGAGGCGUGUUUCCAUCAAACCUGACAGAAAGAGAGGUCUGCUGCUGCGCGAGCAUCUGCUUCUGAAGACAUGAAGAUCACAGACCGAGUGCUGCGGAGCUUCAGAGUCGCAAGGACGUAUAAAAAGAGUCCGCAGAAGAUCAACUGCGUGGAUUACAGUCCAAACGGAGAACAUGCAAUCUCCAGCAGCGACGACGACUGCAUCGUGCUGUACGAUAUCCGGGAGGGGACAGAAACCAGUGUCUUGUACAGCAAGAAGUACGGAGUGGACCUCAUCAGAUACGCACAUCAAGAUUCCCAGACUGUGAUCUACAGCUCCAACAAACUGGAUGAUACCAUUCGAUACCUCUCACUGACAGACAACAGAUACAUCCGAUAUUUUCCUGGACACACAGCACGGGUCACCGCUCUGUCCAUGUCUCCAGUCGAUCAGGCGUUUAUCUCUGGCUCGUUAGACGAAACUAUCCGGAUCUGGGAUCUUCGCGCUCCGACCUGCCAGGGUUUGACAAAUCCGCUGGGGAAGCCUGUGUGUUCGUUUGACCCUGAAGGGCUGAUCUUUGCAGCAGGGGUGGAAUCGCAGGCGGUCAAACUGUACGACCUUCGUGCAUUUGACAAGGGUCCCUUCGGCUGCUUUAAGACUCGCUUUAAUCGCAGCUGUGACUGGACCGGACUCAAAUUCAGCAGCGACGGGAAAAUGAUUCUCAUCUCCACCAACGGAGGGAUGAUCCGCGUCUUGAACGCUUUCAACGGAUCCGUGCUGCACACUUUCUCAGGCUACAACAACAGCCAAGGUGUCUCCCUGGAGGCCUGCUUCACUCCCGACUCACAGUUUGUCAUGAUCGGCUCAGAGGACGGGAGGGUCCACGUGUGGAGCACCGAGAGCGGCAUGAAGGUGGCCGUGCUGGACGGGAAGCAUUCGGGACCCAUCAACACUCUGCAGUUUAACCCCAGAUACAUGACGUUCGCCAGCGCGUGCAAGAACAUGCUGGUGCUGGAUUCGUGCAGCGAGCCCACACAGAGCUGGGACAAGGAUUACGACCAGUUCCUGCUCCCUCUGCUCGCCCCUCAGGAGCCCUGCUACAUCCUCUACCGGCUGGACUCCCAGAAUGCACAGGGAUACGAGUGGAUCUUCAUCGCUUGGUCCCCAGAUCAGUCACCAGUCAGGCAGAAGAUGGUGUACGCAGCGACCCGUGCCACACUGAAGAAGGAGUUUGGAGGAGGGUACAUCAAAGACGAGCUGUUCGGCACGGUGGAGGACGACCUGUGCCUCCAGGGAUACCUGCGACACAAGUCCUCCUGCUCCUCGCCGGCUCCUCUCACGGCGGCCGAGCAGGAGCUACAACGAAUCAGAGUCACAGAGGAAAGAUUAAAGCGCACUGAGGCCAAGCGAGCUCUGCAGCAACUCAAGCAGAAGCGCAUCAACUACAUACAGCUGAGGCUGGACGUGGAGAAAGAAACCAUUGAGCUGGUUCACACCACACCUACAGAAACCCACGAGCUUCCCUUCAGGAUUCCCACCGAUUCGCCGAGAUACCACUUCUUCGUCUUCAAACACUCCCACCAGGGCCAGCUGCAGGAAGCGCUGGUGUUUAUAUAUUCGAUGCCUGGGUACAGCUGCAGUAUCAAAGAGCGGAUGCUGUACUCCAGCUGUAAGAACCGUCUACUGGAGGAGGUGGAGAGGGACUACCAGCUGGAGGUCACCAAAAAGAUGGAGAUUGACAAUGGAGACGGACUGACAGAAGAGUUCCUGUAUGAGGAGGUCCACCCGAUGGAGCACACCUUGAAGCAGGCGUUCGCCAAGCCGCGGGGACCAGGAGGGAAGAGGGGCAACAAGCGCCUCAUCAAGGGCGCAGGAGAGAACGGAGAGGAAAACUAGAC
Molecule: messenger RNA, 2077 nt
Organism: Salarias fasciatus (jewelled blenny)
Lineage: Eukaryota; Metazoa; Chordata; Actinopteri; Blenniiformes; Blenniidae
Product: WD repeat-containing protein 82-like
Exons: 16
Coding region: 270-2075 (601 amino acids)
Biological process (GO): regulation of lamellipodium assembly; actin filament depolymerization; barbed-end actin filament capping
Cellular component (GO): cytoplasm; Set1C/COMPASS complex; myofibril
Molecular function (GO): actin filament binding; actin monomer binding; chromatin binding
Source: RefSeq, a predicted model, not a curated record